GCGCAUUAUUCAAUUAUGACGUCACAUAUCUAUGGUCAAUGGAGGCGAAGUGAUGUUCAGCAAGGACGUAAACUCAACAAUUUCUGUCUUUAUUAGCAAUUAGAACAGCUAAGAAAACAUUCCAGGGCUCGACAAGCAGUAUGGCUGCUCCAACUGUUACCAUCUACAAGAAUGGCGAGCCGAAAUUCCCUGGAAAAAAGGUCGUUGUCAACCCACGUCAGGUUAGAAACAUGGACGCUUGCUUGGACAAAAUCACCCGCGAAAUGAAGUUGAAAACUGCUGCAAGAUCCUUGAAAACGCCCACUGGAGGGCAUAAGAUUGAUAAAUUGGAGAAAAUUGAGCCAGGCGGACAGUAUGUGGUCUGUGGAUUGGAGGCUUUCAAGAGAUUAAAUUAUAUGGAGAUAAAACCUGAGGGAAUGAGGCCGACACCGAGGAAAGAAAUCGAGAUAACACCUGUAAAACACAGCAGACUUCAGAUGUCUGGGCGAGCUCGUAAAAGGGCUGAUGCAGAAAAAGGAAACAACAUGGGCAUUUUUGUGUACAAAAAUGGUGAUGCUCUAACUUCUUCGGUCAAGGUUCAUCUUAGCGAUAGAGAGCUUAAGAGCAUGGACAAGGUGUGUGAUUUUAUUACCAACAAGGUUCACUUACAAACAGGAGCUGUUCGCAUUUUAUAUACCAUGGAUGGUGAGCGUGUCAAGGACCCCUCAGAGCUUAGCAACUCUGCCAAAUAUGUUGCAGCUGGCCAUGAAAAAAGGUUCAAAAGGGUUGCUUAUAAUGAUUCAAGCAUCUUGAGCCCAAGAAGUCGAGUGCCCACAAAAACACACUUUAAAGCAAAGAAUUUGAGCAAGACAACUCCAAACAGAACAAAGCCAUCACAUGGCAGAAAAAACAGUGAUCGAAGUGACCGGAAGAUGUCAUCAACAACAGGAAGUAUUAAGGAUGGCCCUGUGCACUCGCCACGAUCUGUCCCACCUUUGGACAGAGCUGAAGAACAGCCAAUUGAGGAGGAGUUGAUUGAUGCCAUUGAAAGUCAGGUGCUGGGGCACAGAGGGAAUGCCGCUCAUGCUAACAACGUGUUCGAGGCGAGCGGAGAGCUUCAGGAACGGGCACGUGAGAUCCAAGAGAACAAAGAAACCAAGGAAGAUAAACCAAUCGAUCUUAUACCGGCUGAAGAAGUUUCUGAGGAGGUUAUUGAAGAAACAGAUGACAGACAGGAUCGACCUGAAGACAAAGAUGCCCAUACACGAUCACGUGAAGACAAAGACAAGCGCGAACGACGAAACUCCAAGAGUAGCAACCAUUCCCUGGAUUGGGUUGAUCACGCAAAGGCCAUCGCAUCUGAUGUUCUUUCUUAAAAUAACGCGCCAAAACGUUUGUCUUCGACAUCUUAAUUUAUUUUUCAGUCUGGAGAUCAGUAUGGCUAUGUUCCUUCAUUAAAAAGGCUCUUUUUAUAUAAGUAGUACAUGAAGUUUAUGUGUCGGUUAGCAUUUGACGUGAAAGGCAGACACUUAUAUAACAAGAUGUUAAAUCUUCUACUGAUACGUUUUAUGUGAUUCGACCCGUCCCAUCCCCUGGGCUCAUACAUAUUUCAUAGUCUACAAGGAUAGCCGGCUUUAAAAACUAAAUUAGGAUGUGACGUAAUAGGACGUAGCAGGAAGACACUUUCAAUGUAAUAUACUUUCGAAUACUUUGUAAAUAUUUGUGUCUUUCGGCCCAGCGUCAACAGGGUCAAAGGUUCCCUGCUAGCAGAGGCCUCUUUUCUUUGUAUUUCGAAAAGAGGCCUCUGCUAGCAGGGAAGGUCCAAGGCGUUCUGAUCGUGCCUUGCAGUUCUUACUUGGAGAUGAACCAUUAGGCAGCUUGGGGUCUGGGAAGAGUACUUUAGAGUGAGGUCACAACUCUUACAAACCACAGGACGUCCGGAUCAGAAACCUGGGUAGGAACGCCUGGGACUAGGCUAUGCAUACAUAUUCAAAAGGUUACAUUUAUGUGCUGGAGGAGAACCAAGUUGGGUAUUCCUUGGUGUUACGGAGAACUUUGUUUUUGGUGCUCAAGGCCUUUGUACUCUAUUCUAUUGUCUCGUUCUAAGGUCUUUGUUUCUGGCUUUUGUUCCAUUGUGUUUUUGGUGCUGGUGCUCCGUAACACCAAGAAACUACCAACAAGUUUGAUUCCGUUGGCGCUUCGCUUUAUAUCUCCCAUUACAAUUCUUUCUCUAUAAAGGUUAAAAUCAAAUAGAGCCAUGUUCAGGGCAUCUGGGCACCGAGGAGUACCGAAAAUGCACAACACGCCAGUUUUAACCUUAAAGUCCGUGAAUCCGACUUGCGUGACACUGUUGUUUUGUUUUUGUUUUGAAUGUUUAGAACUCCCAUCAUUUUGAAAAAUAUAACUUACCCAGCAUUGUUUGAUAUCGUAGAAAUAUAAUCGAGUCGAUUUUAAUGUAGGAUGGAUUGAAUUUCAGCAUGAUUCAAACGGAUUUAAUUCACAUGCAUGGGGUUUUCAUAGCCUACAAAACCACGCGUCACGCAAAUCGGAUCGACUGGCUUUAAGUUCGAUUCACAAUAUUAUACUAGCCUUUUCAUCUGUUUGGCACUUAGAGAUUCGUCAUAAGAAAACUGGACCGAAAGAACAUCUGAAACUUUUUGUCUCCUUCUUUUUACACGCCCCGAUAGAGAUUUUUUUAACGUCGUCCGGUCGUGUUCCCAUCUUCAAGGUGAAAGACCAGAUAUACGUUUUUAAGUAAUGUAUAGUCUAGUAUAGUAUAACUUACAUAGUAUAACACAUUCCUUACGGUAGUUGCAUGUUUACAAGAUUUCUAAUUUUCUACUUAAUGGUUUCACGCAUGCGUCCUGUAUAUAGUCAUUAUUACCAUACCCUGGAUACCAGAGGCUAGGCCGUUGUCUCCGCCUCACGGCUCCUUGGUAAUGAAGCUUGGGGCCUCUUACCCGGGUAAUAUUAUCCUAGAUGAUUUUACUCGGUAUUAUUUUAGAGUAUUUAGCCUAGAAAAUUUCAUAAAAGCUUAAAAGCACA
Messenger RNA from Nematostella vectensis (starlet sea anemone), 3024 nucleotides. RefSeq names its product doublecortin domain-containing protein 2. The transcript is spliced from 11 exons. Gene Ontology annotation, cellular component: microtubule organizing center; microtubule. Gene Ontology annotation, biological process: intracellular signal transduction. Bases 141 to 1355 code for a protein of 404 amino acids. Lineage: Eukaryota; Metazoa; Cnidaria; Anthozoa; Actiniaria; Edwardsiidae. The record is from RefSeq and is a predicted model, not a curated record.